Messenger RNA from Radiomyces spectabilis, 855 nucleotides. Its product is annotated as acyl-CoA N-acyltransferase. The transcript has 6 exons. Gene Ontology annotation, cellular component: NatB complex. The record is from RefSeq and is a predicted model, not a curated record. Gene Ontology annotation, biological process: N-terminal peptidyl-methionine acetylation. The coding region runs from base 58 to 597 and encodes 179 amino acids. Gene Ontology annotation, molecular function: protein-N-terminal amino-acid acetyltransferase activity. Lineage: Eukaryota; Fungi; Mucoromycota; Mucoromycetes; Mucorales; Radiomycetaceae.
GUGCACAAAUUUCCAACUCAGGUCCUUGAAACCACCCGUCUUUGUUCACCAAAAGCCAUGAGUUUACUUAGACGCUUCAAAGCAACGGACCUUUUUGAAUUUAACAAUGUCAACCUUGACGUUUUAACCGAAACCUAUAAUAUUUCUUUUUACCUACAAUACCUCGCCCGAUGGCCAGAUCUUUUUACUGUGCAAAUGUCCCCUCACGACCGUGUCAUGGGUUAUGUCAUGGGCAAAACGGAAGGAACCGGCAAAAACUGGCACGGUCACGUCACAGCUAUCACUGUAGCACCUGAAUAUCGACGUCUGGGUCUCGCCGACGGUAUGAUGAAUAUGCUCGAAGAGGUUUCGGAGAAAGCAUAUGAUGGAUGGUUUGUCGAUUUAUACGUGCGUGUGUCGAAUGCAGUAGCCAUUGGCAUGUAUCGAAAGUUUGGAUACUCUGUAUAUCGUCGAGUACGGAACUACUAUUCAGGGGCAAAUAACGAAGAUGCUUUUGAUAUGCGAAAACCAUUGGCAAGAGACAAACUGAAGGAAACUAUACGAGAAAAUGGAGAGAAUGUCAUGGUGAAUCCAGAAGAUUUAGAUUCAUGGCGAUAAAGAGAAUGAUGUAAAUAAACGGACGCGGACGCUGACUGCAAAGCAAAUUGCAAACGAGAGUGGAACUAUAUGCUGUAAAAUCAUUGUUGGAUAUUGAUAUGGUUUAGUUCUUGGCUCGCCGUUUCAGGGCAGCGGCCACACCACGUCGACCAUUGGAAGGAGCCGUGGUGGCGGGCGAAUCAAAAGCUGCACAGUCUUUUUCUUGACGCAUCAUCAGUAAUCCGCCGGCCGCUUCACCGGCAGCGGCAUGGGCUAAGC